Molecule: messenger RNA, 2266 nt
Organism: Onychostoma macrolepis
Lineage: Eukaryota; Metazoa; Chordata; Actinopteri; Cypriniformes; Cyprinidae
Gene: prkn
Product: parkin RBR E3 ubiquitin protein ligase
Exons: 12
Coding region: 363-1472 (369 amino acids)
Biological process (GO): regulation of apoptotic process; ubiquitin-dependent protein catabolic process; autophagy of mitochondrion
Cellular component (GO): cytoplasm; mitochondrion; endoplasmic reticulum
Molecular function (GO): ubiquitin protein ligase activity; zinc ion binding; ubiquitin conjugating enzyme binding
Source: RefSeq, a predicted model, not a curated record
UUAAAUGAUAGCGUUAUUGUGAGGCAUAACCAUAUAAAAAUACAGUAAAAUGCAUCUCAGUAAACAGCUGUAAACAAAACGGAGCUCCAGGUUAAGUAUAUGUGCGGUUUAACUCCAGCCAUGGAUUCCCGGUGGAACUGGAACAGGGUGCGAGUGUAUCUGAGCUGAAAGAGACGGUGGGACGUUUACAGGGAGUACAGCCUGAUCGACUGCGGGUCAUCUUUGCUGGACAAGAGCUCUGCAAUGAAUCCACACUUCAGGGCUGCGAUCUCCCUGAGCAGAGCACGGUUCAUGUGGUUCUGCCCCUGUCCACCUCGAGCCAGCGCUCUGAGCUGGUCCAGCGGCACAGGCCGGGCGGCGGGAUGGAGAGCUUGACCCGACUCGACCUCAGUGGCUCCCGUCUGACCAGUGUGUCUGAAGGCCUGGCUGUCAUUCUGGAGACAGAUGCGUCCAGACAGGGGAACUUCAUUGGACGCACAGGUACAGAGCAAGCUAAAGCCCACAGCAGUUUCUAUGUGUUCUGUAAGACGGUCUGCAAGGCCAUUCAGCCUGGAAAACUACGUGUUCGCUGCAGAGAUUGCAAACAAGGCACUCUUACUCUCAGCAGGGGGCCGUGCUGCUGGGAUGAUGUCCUUCUCCCUAACAGGAUUCAUGGAGUAUGUCAGUCACAAGACUGUGAUGGUACAGUUGCGGAGUUCUACCUGAAAUGUGCUGCCCACCCUACCUGUGAUAAUGACACUUCAGCAUCACUGGACUUGAUAAUGCCCAACACACGCAGAGUGCCCUGCAUUGCCUGCACUGACAUCAUGACUCCAGUGCUGGUGUUUCAGUGUGCCGAGCGUCAUGUGAUCUGCCUGGAGUGCUUCCACCUGUACUGUGUGACCAGACUCAAUGAGCGACAGUUUAUCCAGGAGCCGCUGGUGGGCUACUCUCUGCCCUGCGCAGCCGGCUGUCCUGAUUCGCUUAUUAAAGAGGUUCAUCAUUUCCGAGUCUUGGGAGAUGAGCAGUAUGAGCGCUACCAGCAAUACGCAGCGGAGGAGUGUGUUCUUCAGAUGGGAGGAGUUCUGUGUCCCGCUCCAGGAUGUGGUGCGGGGCUGCUUCCUGUGGAUGAAGACAGGAGAGUCUGCUGUGUGUUGGGGAAUGGACUCGGCUGUGGGUUUGUGUUUUGCAGGGACUGUAAGGCAGAGUAUCACGAGGGCCCCUGCAGACAGAGGACAGACACGGCAACAGGAAGUGCCCUACAGGGUUAUAUUGUAGAUGAAGAGGCAGCACUUCAUGCUCGCUGGGAACAGGCCUCACAGGAGACUAUAGACGAAACCACUCACCCCUGCCCCAAAUGCCAAGUUCCUGUGGAAAAAAAUGGUGGCUGUAUGCACAUGGUGUGUCCGCGUCCGCAGUGUAAGUUUGAAUGGUGCUGGCUCUGUCGUGUGGAGUGGAACAGAGAAUGCAUGGGCAACCACUGGUUCGGAUGAGCCAGAUACGCUCUCACCAUGAGCUAAACUCAGGAAAUGAAGCCAAAUGGAAACCUCGCAGGACUCUAGCGAAUCAUUAGCAAGUCGAAUCAUUAGCACUGUUGUGAGGUACAUAUCAUGAAAUGCUGCUGACAUUCAAAAGUAUCUGUGGUAACCACAAAUAAUUUAGGUGUGAUGGAAUAAAAUUCUAGUGUUAUUAAAAUGUUUUAAUGAAAUGCUGAGUCGUGUUCUCCUUUAAGUCAUCGAAUUCCAAGAUAUUGAUUUGCUAAUGGGAGUAUUACUGACUGCACUUAAUAAUCACAAUGAAAGUGUUUAAGGUUUUUCUCACCAUAAUCUAGCUGUUUUAUUUUUAUUUUUUUUAUUUUGAAAGUGUCAUUUAUUUCUGUGACGGUAAAGCUGAAUUUUCAGCAUCAUUACUCCAGUCUUCAGUGUCACAUGAUCCAUCAGAAAUCAUUCUAAUAUGCUGAUUUGCUGCUCAUGAAACAUUUAUUAUUAUAAACAUGUUUAAAACAGUUGUGCUGCUUCAUAUUUUUGUGGAAACUGAGAUAGAAAGUCCAAAAUUAACAGCAUUUAUUUGAAAUGGAAAUCUUUUAAAAUGAUGAAUGUCUUUACUGUCACUUUAAUGCAUCCUUACUGAAUUAAAGUUUUCAUUCGGGGGGAUGGAUUCUAAACUUUUCAACGGUAGUGUAACUUGCAUUUAUGUUCUCCAAGACACUAUUGGAUUACAAAUUUUUGUGGAUGUGUCAAAACGAGAUUCGUGAUCAAAAUGGAAAAAAUCAAUUUGAAUUAAUGGG